Molecule: messenger RNA, 2100 nt
Organism: Tupaia belangeri chinensis (Chinese tree shrew)
Lineage: Eukaryota; Metazoa; Chordata; Mammalia; Scandentia; Tupaiidae
Gene: HMGCS2
Product: 3-hydroxy-3-methylglutaryl-CoA synthase 2
Exons: 10
Coding region: 102-1625 (507 amino acids)
Biological process (GO): acetyl-CoA metabolic process
Cellular component (GO): mitochondrion
Molecular function (GO): hydroxymethylglutaryl-CoA synthase activity
Source: RefSeq, a predicted model, not a curated record
CAGAGACGGGAGUCUCAGGGAUCUAUAAAGCCCAACCAGGCAUCUCUGGGCAUCUUUCCCAAGAGCUGUGAACUGCUGGCUUUCUGCUUACUCCUGUGGAAAUGCAGCGACUGUUGACUCCAGUGAAGCGGGUCCUGCAAGUGAAAAGAGUAAUGCAGGCCUCUUGCAUGCCUACUCGCCUGCUCCCAGCAGCCCACCAAAGAUUUUCUACAGUUCCUGCCAUCCCGUUGGCCAAAACAGAUACUUGGCCAAAGGACGUGGGCAUCCUUGCCUUGGAGGUCUACUUCCCAGCCCAAUAUGUGGACCAAACUGACCUGGAGAAGUAUAACAAGGUAGAAGCAGGAAGGUAUACGGUGGGCUUGGGCCAAACCCAUAUGGGCUUCUGCUCAGUCCAAGAGGACAUCAACUCCCUGUGCCUGACUGUGGUACAAAGGCUGAUGGAACGUAUACAGCUCCCGUGGGACUCUGUGGGCCGGCUGGAAGUGGGCACGGAGACCAUCAUCGACAAGUCCAAGGCUGUCAAAACAGUGCUCAUGGAACUCUUCCAGGACUCAGGCAACACUGACAUUGAAGGCAUAGAUACUACCAAUGCCUGCUAUGGUGGUACUGCCUCCCUCUUCAAUGCUGCCAACUGGAUGGAGUCCAGCUCCUGGGAUGGUCGAUAUGCGUUGGUGGUCUGUGGAGACAUAGCGGUCUAUCCCAGUGGAAAUGCUCGUUCCACAGGUGGGGCCGGAGCCGUGGCCAUGCUGGUUGGGCCCAAUGCCCCUUUGGCCCUGGAGCGAGGGCUCAGGGGAACACACAUGGAGAAUGUAUAUGACUUCUACAAACCGAGUGGGUCCUCAGAGUACCCGAUGGUGGAUGGGAAGUUCUCCAUCCAGUGUUACUUACGGGCCUUGGACCGAUGUUAUACAGUAUACCGCCAAAAGAUCCAGAAUCAGUGGAAGCAAGCUGGCAUUGAUCGACCUUUCACUCUUGAAGAUUUACAGUUUAUUAUCUUCCACACACCCUUCUGCAAGAUUGUUCAGAAAUCUCUGGGUCGCCUGAUGUACAACGACUUCCUGUCAGCCAACAGUGACACACAGAACAGCUUAUAUAAAGAACUGGAGGCCUACAGGGGGCUGAAGCUGGAAGACACCUACAACAACAAGGACAUGGAGAAAGCACUUCAAAAGGCCUCUCUGGACAUAUUCAACAAGAAAACCAAGGCUUCCCUAUACCUCUCCACGCACAAUGGGAAUAUGUACACCUCCUCCCUAUACGGGUGCCUGGCCUCUCUUCUAGCCCAGCACUCUGCCCAAGACUUGGCUGGCUCCAGGAUUGGUGCCUACUCCUAUGGCUCUGGCUUAGCAGCAAGUUUUUUUUCAUUCCGUGUGUCCCAAGAUGCUUCUCCAGGGUCCCCCUUGGAGAAGCUGGUGUCUAGUGCAUCAGACCUGCCAAAACGCCUGGCCUCCAGGAAGCGUGUGUCUCCUGAGGAAUUCACAGAAAUAAUGAACCAAAGAGAGCAAUACUACCACAAAGCGAAUUUCUCACCACCUGGUGACACAAACAGCCUCUUCCCAGGUACUUGGUACCUAGAACAAGUGGAUGAGCUUCAUCGCCGAAAGUAUGCCCGGCGUCCCAUCUAAAGAUGGCAUGUGGAGUGAUUCCUGGGAUACGCUAGCAGAUCUUGUGCCCACAAAUCUUAUUUUUAAAUACCACCGUUAGCUGGACAAUAUAUCAGACUGGACACAGCAACUUCCACAAGCACUAGUCCCGUAGAGGGAGGGGCCAUCCUUAGACGGCCCUUCAUGCCUUUCCCCGCUGCAGUCACUGUCACAGGCUUGUGGUGCUGUGGACUGGAGGCCCUGAGUGAAAGGGCGAGAUGAAAGAAUGGAGAAAAGGCCUCUUCUCAGAUCUUCUUAGGCCCUCAGAAAUGUGGCAGAUAAGUUGUCUGUUUUGAGAUCCAAAUAAGCUUUCUUAUCAUCUGUCACAGCUUUACUAUUUUCUGUUAUAUGAUAUCUUUGUUCAUUUCUUACGGUUUUCUAUGCAUUUCUAAACUGUAUUACCUUAUUCUAAUCUAACACAGUAUAUGCCAAUAAAAAAGAGAAGAUGAUGCCUGUA